Alternaria incomplexa is the source of this 576-nucleotide messenger RNA. RefSeq lists its product as uncharacterized. The record is from RefSeq and is a predicted model, not a curated record. Bases 1 to 576 code for a protein of 191 amino acids. The transcript has 2 exons. Lineage: Eukaryota; Fungi; Ascomycota; Dothideomycetes; Pleosporales; Pleosporaceae.
AUGCAGUACCGAUUCGUAUCCGUUCUUGCUGCUGGUGUGUUGGUUGCUGUUAGCAGUGCCGCACCUGUGCCUUCAGCUGAGGCACAAACCCUCAGCCCUACCAACCCAGACGACAUCCAACUCGGCAAGCCCUCCAGCGAGAUCAUCUGGAGCAAGCGCGACGACGAGCCGACCAACCCAGAUGACGUGCAGCUCGGCCCCCCAACCAGCGAGAUCAUCUGGAGCAAAGACAAGAAACGCGAUGUCACUUGGAGUGAACCCAAAGACACCUUCACCAUCAGCAAGCCCAAGACAGUUGUGACAUGGAGUACAGCGAAGCGCGACACAGUCACUCAGCCCGACACCAUCGAUCUGGGAAAGCCUAGCUCCGAGGUCAGCUGGGGUAAGAGGGAUGGGACUGACCCUGCCGAUACCAUCGAGCUUGGUAAGCCAAGCACCAUUAUCACCUGGGGCAAGGAAAAGCGCCAGACCCUGGGCAAUCCGGACUCGGAGACGACGUGGGGCAAGCGUGAGGCGGAGAAACCGAAGGAUAGCUUCAAGCUCGGUAAGGCUACUACGGUCGUUACCUGGUCUUGA